AUGGAGUUUUCAAAUGCCGUAAAAAAUCUUGAAGCAAUAAAAAAUAUUGACCUCCAAAAUGCAGUGAAAAAUCUCGAGAUACCACAAGCAGUAAAGAACAUUGAACUGCCGCAAGCAGUAAAAAAUUUAGAAAUACCACAAGUGGUGAAAAACCUUGACCUCCCUAACGCCGUAAAAAAUAUCGAACUUCCAAACGCGGUUAAAAACAUUGAAUUACCAAAUGCUUUAAGAAGCGUUCCUAAUGCUGUAUCAAACGCUGUCAAAGACGUGCAGAUUCCAAAUAAUGCCACAACUAGACGAUUAUCAUUAUUUGCGACAUCAGCAUUUUCAAGUGUCGCUUCUAUUACUCAAAUAAUUCAACAGAAAGUUGAAGAAACAACAAAAAAUAUUCAGAGUGAACAUGAAGCAUUUGUUAAACAAGUUAAAGAAGAAUCAAUCGAACCUAAUUCGGGUACAGUGGGAUUGCCUCCAUGGGAAGGUUUACCCAAUGAAGAUGAACUGAAGAAACAAAUGCUAGCGUUAUCUAAGGACAAACGAAACUUUCUCAUUAAUCCACCAGAAAAUACAAAUUUCCAAUUUGACUUAAAUAUUUAUUAUCAAACCGCAAUGGCUGUUCUUAAUGCUGAUCCAAACUUGAAUCGAAUGCGAUUCGAACUUGUGCCCUCACAAGUCCAGGAACCAAUAUUUUGGCGAAACUAUUUCUAUCGAAUAUCUUUAAUAAAACAGACAGCAUUAGGAUCGAUUGAUAGUGCUACUUUAGCAAGUGAAGUGUAUUUGAAAAGUGACGAAGAAUUAGCCAAGGAAACAACGUCCUCUUCGUCAACAUCGACAUCAACAUCGAUUAAUAUAGCAAAAGCCACAACAACUAAUAGCAAGGAUGAAGAGAAUACAAGAAAAGAAAAGGAGAAAAAAGAUGAUGUUAAAGAAGUUUUAUUCGAUGCAGAGAAUUCGGGAGAAGGAUCAGAUAUAUGGGAGGAUGAACUUGCAAAAGUGACAACUGAUACUGGUGGAAAAGUUAAAAGAACAAAAAAAUUCGCACAGGUUAAACGUUUGCUCAACCCAAAUGAUUCUAGACUUCCGCAAGCCGCUUCUUCGCUCUUCUUCAGAUACAACAAAGCCUUGGGUCCACCAUAUCACAUACUUGUUGACACAAAUUUCAUCAAUUUCUCGAUACAAAACAAAUUGGAGCUUGUGGAAGCCAUGAUGGACUGUUUAUAUGCUAAAUGUAUUCCGUGCGUAACUGAUUGUGUAAUAGCUGAAUUGGAAAAAUUGGGACCAAAAUAUAGAAUAGCUUUGCGCGUCGCGCGUGAUCCUCGGUUUGAGAGACUUCCAUGUACUCAUAAGGGUACUUAUGCAGAUGAUUGUCUUGUUCAACGAGUCACGCAGCACAAAUGUUAUAUUAUAGCGACUUGUGAUCGAGACUUAAAACGACGUAUUCGUAAAAUCCCUGGCAUCCCAAUUAUGUAUAUAUCAAAACGAAAAUACACGAUAGAAAGAUUACCAGAAGCGUAUGGUGCUCCAGCAUAA
Molecule: messenger RNA, 1527 nt
Organism: Ambispora gerdemannii
Lineage: Eukaryota; Fungi; Glomeromycota; Glomeromycetes; Archaeosporales; Ambisporaceae
Source: the annotation of a GenBank genome assembly